ACAAGCCCUCCAAAUCAUACGACCCCAUUGUACGUUUGUACAUGCCCUCGAAUACGGCUCAUGGUAACGUUUCUUACAUUAGCGCUCCUACUGGUGACAGGAGAGCAUUGCGGAUUGCGGGGAUUUGACCGCGACAGGGGUUUGCCGCGACAUCGACGCCAGUUGGAGUAAUUAAGAUGCCUACACAAAAAGAGUGUGUGAUAUGCCAUAGUGCAAUUGGGGUGGCCAGCAAGACCUGCCAGCACUGUGGUGGCAAGCAGCCAUAUAAGGACAGGCUGGAGAGACAGAAGCAGAAAAUAACAGAGGACUGGAAAGAACGGCAGAAAAAAAACUGCAGCAUCAACAAAGUCUAUGAUGCAACUAAUUUAUUGCUCCACAAAUGGGAGCUUUUAGAGAGGCAUCCCGUCCUCCUCCUCGCCAGGAGAACCUCCAGUGGCUUUGUAGCAGAGUGCCUUUGUCCUUGGCCAUUGGACACAGAGGAUGCAAGGGAUGCACUUGUCACAAUAAAGAAGAUUUAUGAGAGUCUUCUCAAUGUGACGGUGACAACCAGGACGAUGGAGACUCCAGCACAGACCAGUGAUGGUCCUGCUACAGGCAGCUCCUUUACCCCACCCGUGUCCACCCCACCUGUGUCCAUCCCGCCUGUGUCCACCCCCUGUGCUCCUCCUGUGUUCAACCUGCCUGUGUCCACCCUGCCUGUGUCCAUCCCGCCUGUGUCCACCCCCUGUGCUCCUCCUGUGUCCAUCCCGCCUCCACCCAUGAAAAGUGCUACCUAG
Molecule: messenger RNA, 776 nt
Organism: Melanotaenia boesemani (Boeseman's rainbowfish)
Lineage: Eukaryota; Metazoa; Chordata; Actinopteri; Atheriniformes; Melanotaeniidae
Product: probable pathogenesis-related protein ARB_02861
Exons: 5
Coding region: 177-776 (199 amino acids)
Source: RefSeq, a predicted model, not a curated record